Myripristis murdjan (pinecone soldierfish) is the source of this 2641-nucleotide messenger RNA. It is a transcript of the gene tbc1d15, whose product is annotated as TBC1 domain family, member 15. The transcript has 17 exons. Gene Ontology annotation, molecular function: GTPase activator activity. The coding region runs from base 84 to 2057 and encodes 657 amino acids. The record is from RefSeq and is a predicted model, not a curated record. Gene Ontology annotation, biological process: activation of GTPase activity. NCBI's taxonomy places the organism in Eukaryota, Metazoa, Chordata, Actinopteri, Holocentriformes, Holocentridae.
UCCGGAAGCUGACUUGUCAGUGUUGUUUUGGAAGUUGACAGGCACGUGAGCCGCAGUCGUCAUCGGCGGAGUGAAUUGGCGACAUGGCGGCCGAUACUCUUCCCAAGGUUAUAUAUGAACACGAAGGAGUGUUCAUCCAUUCAAACAGCGAUGAUGAUGGCCUGGAGCAAGAUUUACUUCUUUCAGGGUCCCUUCGGAUAGUUGAUAAGGAUGGUGAAAUCAUUGUGGAGUAUAGACCUUUGGAAGACAGUGUUGACCCAUCAAACAUGCUGUGUGCUGGCAAGGACUCCAGUUCUGUCAUGGAGUGGGCCCAGUGUCCGGGCGAGAGGUCCCACCAGCUGCUGGAGACUCAGCAGAGCUAUGAGACAGAGUGGGAUAUGGUCAAUGCUGUCUCUUUCAAGAGGAAACCCUGUACAAACGGAGAGGGCACCCUGAACCACAGUCAUGAGAGGAGCAGGUGGGCGUUCAGCUUCAGCAUCAGUGACCUCAGGUCCAUCACCAUAAAGGAAGAAGGCUGGUCCUAUCUGGUCUUCAAGCUGAAAGAGUCCUCCACUUCUCUGCCAGCCCUCCACUUCCACCAGGGCGGCAGCACUGAGUUCCUGGACAGCCUCAGGAGAUACUCCCUACUCAGCGAGGCCCCCGAUGAUGACACUUGUUUUUUGGUCAGCACCCCCAACAGGGCUCUUUCCCAGUCCUUUGAGAACCUAUUAGAUGACAACAACUUUGGCCUUGUUCAUAAAUUAAAGAAGGACCCAUAUGUCACAACCCUGGGCAGCUUCUCUAAGGUCACCAAUUACAUAUUCGAUGCUAUCCGGGGGUCAGAGGAGCAACACCAGCGCCCCCCAGAGGAAGUGGCUGACCUACUGGGGGAGAUCAUCCCGGGACUCGAGAUCAACCAGCAGGAAGAACCUGGAUUUGAGGUCAUCACCAGGAUUGACCUGGGAACUAGGCCAGAGGUCCAGAGGAGGGGGCCACUGUCUGCGGAGGACUGGGCCAAGCAUCUGGAUCCAGAGGGAAGGAUGCUGAAUAUCGCUCAUCUCAAGCAAGUCAUCUUCAAAGGGGGACUCUGCCAUGCGGUGAGGAAAGAGGCAUGGAAGUUUCUGCUGGGAUAUUUCCCCUGGGACAGCACCCUGGAGGAGAGGAAGGCCUUACAGCGAGCUAAAACUGACGAAUACUUCAGGAUGAAGCUGCAGUGGAAGUCAGUGAGCGAGGAGCAGGAGAGGAGAAACUCCAGGUUAAGAGACUACAGGAGUCUGAUAGAGAAAGACGUGAACCGAACAGACAGAACUAACAGGUUCUACGAAGGCAUCGACAACCCUGGCCUGGUCCUGCUCCACGACAUCCUGAUGACGUACUGCAUGUACGACUUCGACUUGGGGUAUGUUCAGGGAAUGAGCGACCUCCUCUCCCCUAUCCUGUACGUGAUGGAGAAUGAGGUGGAUGCUUUCUGGUGUUUUGUCUCCUUCAUGGACCAAAUGCACCAGAAUUUCGAGGAGCAGAUGCAGGGCAUGAAGACUCAGCUGAUUCAGCUCAGUACUCUGCUCAGGCUGUUGGACUUAGCCUUCUGGAACUACCUCGAGUCCCAGGAUUCAGGUUACUUGUAUUUCUGUUUCCGCUGGUUGCUGAUCCGAUUCAAGAGGGAGCUCAGCUUCCAGGAUGUUCUACGACUCUGGGAGGUGAUGUGGACAGGCCUGCCCUGCCAGAACUUCCAUCUCCUGGUGUGCUGUGCCAUCCUCGACUCAGAGAAACAUAAAAUCAUGGAGGAGAACUACGGCUUUAAUGAAAUCCUCAAGCACAUAAAUGAACUUUCAAUGAAACUGGACAUUGAAGAAAUCCUUCACAAAGCAGAAGCCAUCUGUCUGCAGAUCAAGAGCUGUAAGGAUUUGCCUCAUUCAAUAAGUGACAUCCUGGGCUUCACCACAGACGCGGCCGAGCCGGGAUCGCAAGAGUCGCCGCGCCCCGCAAGACCAACACACCAACAGGAAGCCUUCUCCAAUGGUCACGGACACUUAAGAGAAACCUCUCACAACAGCUGCAAAGUUGCCUUCAUAUCAUAGUGAACAAUAAAUUGAACCAGAGACUGACUCUGUGUCCUCUGUAGGAUGACAUUGGCAGUGUAAUGCCACGUGAUCCUGCCCGCCCCAGAAGAGAGAUGAAUAGAAUGUAAAAAGGAUUUAAGAUUAUUCAAAAUCUUAUUUUUGUAAUUUCUUGUACCAUAUUGUCUUUCAUUGAAAUGGUCAUUCCUUCUCUCUUGCUAAUGUUUUCUAAGAACGGGCAAAAGGCGUUGUAUUGUAAUCAAUAAGAUGUGUUCCAUUUCCCUUCACUAUAUCUGAAUUGUGCAGAAUUAAUUAUCAUGUGAAGUGAUGGACACUGGAAAAACUCCCAAGCACCCAGGUUACACAUUUUGUCCAAUAUUGUUUUUAUAGUUGCUGACAACGUAUAUUGUCUUGAUAUUUUGUCACUAUAAGGCCCGCUCUAACUUAAAUGUGACGAACAUCAACCACUUGUCAGGCUGCUUGCCCAGUGUAUCAGAAAAGUUCAAUAUAAUAGCCUCUUUUAACAUAACCUCCACUCAGUAUUAAACAAUUAAUGUUAAAUUGAUCAUUCCAUGUGCAAUGGAAUAAAGUAUUAUGUUAAUGUG